AUGUCGGGUAAGCUAAGGGGAGUAAUAGCCAACCACGCGCACGCCGCGCUCCGGCGCUGGCCAAAAGACCCCCUCCGUCCCGACUGCCAGCUCCAAGACGCCCUCGCCAAGCGUGUCGAUAGGCCCACGGGCUUUGCGCCGCCCGCGACAGGCGCGACGACCCAAGAGCAAGCCGACUUGAAGCAGAUCAAUGCGCUGUACUCGCUGCUGGAGGAUCGGUACAAGACCAUGUAUCGUGCUCCCGACAGCAUCAUGAAACCGAAGAGUAACCCGGAUUACUACCAGGAUUUGGUUAAGGAAUUGGAGGAGGCACCGAAUCGGACGUUCCUGCAGAGGAUGGGGAAGAAGUUUGGGGGUAUGCUCCGGUUUACCUAG
Messenger RNA from Dichotomopilus funicola, 375 nucleotides. RefSeq lists its product as uncharacterized. The transcript is spliced from 3 exons. Gene Ontology annotation, molecular function: ribosome binding. The coding region runs from base 1 to 375 and encodes 124 amino acids. Gene Ontology annotation, biological process: mitochondrial respiratory chain complex III assembly. Gene Ontology annotation, cellular component: Cbp3p-Cbp6 complex; mitochondrion. The record is from RefSeq and is a predicted model, not a curated record. NCBI's taxonomy places the organism in Eukaryota, Fungi, Ascomycota, Sordariomycetes, Sordariales, Chaetomiaceae.